Monodelphis domestica (gray short-tailed opossum) is the source of this 1282-nucleotide messenger RNA. RefSeq names its product coiled-coil glutamate rich protein 2 (gene CCER2). Lineage: Eukaryota; Metazoa; Chordata; Mammalia; Didelphimorphia; Didelphidae. The record is from RefSeq and is a predicted model, not a curated record.
GCCCGAAGUCCUCCAGCCCUACGUGGGCACUGACCGGAUCUCUGCCCCCAGACACACCCCCCUCAGAUACAUUGGGCCCAACCAGCCCCGGCCGCGCCAAUGAGCCCAGGGCACCGACAAGGGCUGCUGCUGAAGCAGCCAGAAGUAUAAGGGCAGAGCAGCUGGCUGCCUUUGCCCAGCACCCCAAGCUCGGCCCACCCUAUGGAGCACUGAGGAGUGUGGACCCAGGAGUCCCUGAGCGCUCGGCCCCACCAUGCCUCAGCCCAGCCUCCUGCCCCUGCUGUUGGUGCUGCUGGUGCUGGGACUGGCUGGAGCUGCACCGCUCUCCAAGCAGGAGGUCACCCGAUGCCUUGAAGAGGCCCUCAAAGACAAGUUAGCCCAGGGGGGCCCUGGGGAAGGGCCGUGCCUGCAGCUCUUCCAAGAAGAUGAAAGCCUCACGAGCCUGCUCCGGACCCUGGAGGAGCUUGGGCACCAAGAGAUCUCCAAGCACCACCUGGGUCCUGAGCACGAGGCAGAGAAAGAGGAGCAAGAGGAUUUCAGGAAGAAAAAGAGGGGCCCAGGGGCACCUGAGGGGGAGAAGAGAUUGGGCCAGGAGGUGAGGGAGGAGGAAGAGGAAAGAGAGGAGGUGAAGGCCAAGGAAAAGUCAGAGAUCAAGGAACAGGAGGUCUUGGGUCAGGCCCGGGUUCGAGAGGAGGAAGAGAAGAGGGGACCAGCUGAGACCUGGCUCUCCCAAGAGUCCUUUAACGAGCUCCGGAAGCGCAGACUGGAGGGCACCCAUGGCUCUGAGGAAGGGAAAACAGGGGCCUGGGACCUAGAGAAGAGGGUGGCAGAGAAGGCCAGUGAUGAGGAGACAGCCCAGUUUGAGGAGGAAGAGAAGGGGGUAAGGGUGUCAGGUGGAGGCCACAGCUUGUGGCAGGGGGCUGGUCCCACCCCCAGACACCACCACCACCAGCCCCAUCCUGAGCAGGAGUCAGAAGAGGAAGAAGAGGAGGAGGAGGCGGCAGAGAAGAAGGAACAACAUGAGCUGGAGCGCCUGGAGCAGAUGGGGGAGGAGCUGAAGAGGGCAGCCGAGGCACUGGGCAGGAGGGGCUGAGGAGCAACUGACUCUAGUGCCCCCCCCCCCAAUCUGGCCAUGGACCGGUUCCUGCCCUUUUUGCUCACACCCAGGAGGUGGAGAGAGGGUCACCAUAAAAAUGGACUUGUGGGAGGAAGGGGGCCAGGGACUUUGCCCCCCAUCCUGUUACCCCCUCCCCCAAAGUGAAUAAAGCACAGAUAAAAAGCA